CUCUCUCUCUCUCUUCUCUCCGUUCAUCUCUCUCUAAAUUAACGAAAUCCGUUUUUCUUCUCUGUUUUGCAACGCACGAAUCAGGGAGGUAUGGCUCAGAAAACCGAGAAAGAAGAGACCGAGUUUAAGGUGCCGGAAACCUUGACUCUAUGCGUCAAUAAUUGUGGAGUCACCGGGAAUCCGGCUACCAAAAACAUGUGCCAGAAAUGUUUCAACGCCACCACUGCUACAACCUCCUCCUCAUCGCCAUCUUCCACCGCCAACGCUACCUCCGGAGGAGGGGCUGUUGCUGGAGGAGCCUCAUCAGGCAUGAAAUUCUCGGGCGAGCCAUCCUCGAGAUCUGGAACUUCCCGAUCGUUGGAGAUCCGAUCCGAUUCUGUUUCAGGUACAACGACGACGGGCAGUCAGAGCUCCUCGUUGGACAACUCAGGUGUAGUGGAGACGUUGUCGAUGGUGGAAAAGAAGGUGGUGAAUCGGUGUUCUGGUUGCGGAAAGCGCGUAGGAUUGACCGGGUUCCGGUGUCGCUGCGGGGAACUUUUCUGCGGGGAGCACCGGUACUCUGAUCGACACGAUUGUAGCUACGAUUACAAGGCGGCCGGUCGAGAGGCAAUUGCUAGAGAAAAUCCGGUGGUCAAAGCAGCCAAGAUUGUCAAAGUUUGAUGGUGUAAACAUUUUCAAAUCUGAAUUUCAUCAAGUUUCCGAGAUCAGUGCUCGAUCUCACCAUCUAUCGGAAGAAAAUGAUGAUAUUUAUCAAGAUCGUUUCAUAGAGAGAUGGUUCCUUGAAAAUUAUUGGAGAUGAAGAAGAAAGUUCAUAUUCCAUCAAUUAAUCUUUUUAUUUUUCUUUUCUUUUCUUUUUUUUCCUUCUUUAUCUUGUUUUUAUUGAGAAAUGAAAGAUUAUUGUGGCUUUACUACAUUUUAUUAGUAU
Rubroshorea leprosula is the source of this 925-nucleotide messenger RNA. The record is from the annotation of a GenBank genome assembly. Lineage: Eukaryota; Viridiplantae; Streptophyta; Magnoliopsida; Malvales; Dipterocarpaceae.